Molecule: messenger RNA, 1378 nt
Organism: Oreochromis niloticus (Nile tilapia)
Lineage: Eukaryota; Metazoa; Chordata; Actinopteri; Cichliformes; Cichlidae
Product: dynein heavy chain 6, axonemal-like
Exons: 3
Coding region: 730-1365 (211 amino acids)
Source: RefSeq, a predicted model, not a curated record
CACUGAAUAAAGUUGUUUCUCAUUACAUUUGCUUGUGUAGUGUUGCUGGAGUCUCCACAUCAAAUUAAUUACAAUAGUCCAGCCUAUAAGUAAUAAAUGCAUGAAGUAAUUUUUCAGCAUCACUCUGAGCAAGAAUGUUUUUAAUUAAAGGGAUGUUGCGUAAAUGCAAGAAAGCAGUGCUACAUAUUUGCUUAAUAUGCACAUUGAAGGACAUUUCCUGGUCAAAACUCCAAGAUUCCUCACAGUGUUACUGGAGCCCAGGUAAUGCCAUCCAGAGUAAGAAUCUGGUUAGACACCAUGUUUCUAAGAUUUCUAUCUGAAUUUAGAAACAGGAAAUUAGAGGUCAUCUAGGCCUUUAUGUCUUUAAAAUGAUAGUGACUGACAUAUAACCAGUAAGUCUCGGGUAGUCAACCUCUUUUGCAAAUGUUAGGAAUAAGUUUGGUUUCUACUUGAUACUGUCACAGAGCUGCUGCAAAAGCUUCCUGAACUACAGAAGCCCCCUGUCCCACCAAAGCCUCCAUUCAGAGAUCCCCAGGUGAGACUUGGUAGAUGGUAUGAAAUCCAGUUUACUGUAUACCCAGCGUCAACCAUGGGAGUCUUUGCUUAUCCAUAAAAUAAAUGAAAUGUUAGGGGCUUUUGCAUGUCUUUUGCUUUCCUUCAAUGUAGGGUGUACUGAAGAGAACGAAACGAAACGAGCCCAGUCUCCUACAUUUAAAAGCUCGCGAAGAGAUGAUUUUUCCAGGUUGGUACACAGAGCCACAGCCAUCUAAAGGUCUGGAGCAACGGCGCCGUGAAGUUAUCCACCUAACUUCUCAGCCAUCCUCUAAAGAUGCCACUGACCGACAGGUUGUGCCAAAGAGACUUGUAAGACCUAAGAAACCGAGUCUCCAACACUUAAAAGCCUCUGAGCAGUCAUCCAAACCAAAAGAUCUGAAACAAAGGGACCAUGAAGCUGUCCACCUACCUCCUCUGCCAUCCACUAAAAAUGUCCAAGAGCCCUUAAAGGAUGUGAUAUCAACCCCUCCUCUCCCAAGGCUUCCCAUUAAGAGUUAUAUACAGCGGGACCCUACUUCCAAAUCUCAACUUAACGAGUACCACAGUACUGACUUUGUUUUGACUGACAGUCAAACUGUGAUUUCGGGGUCAGAUGGUGAUGAUGCAGGAUUGCUAAUUGUGAAGCACUGGGAAAAGUAUUACAAGAAUGUAUGCAAGCUUCGAUGCAUCCCCUUCUUUGCACGCUACAGACUAUGGAAACCCUUCUAUGUCUGGCACAGAAAUGUUUGUGCCAACAAGAUGACUUUGGCCAGGGAGUCACUACAAAAAAAUUUGUUUAUUGUCAUUCCGGUAUGUGCAUGUACAAAUUGAGGUCUGUUUUUAG